GGAGUCAAAGCUUAUCUCUUUUCUGCUUUUGACCGGCACUCCUCCAUCCCCUUUCCCAUUUCUCUCGCUCGGUUCCCCCUCCAUCGGCCCGUCUAUUCUUCAUUUUUUUCGGUUCUUCAUGUGCCCGAUCAAAGACCGAGCCAUCCCUCUCGAAUUCUCCUCCAUUGCUGUUUGUUUUUGUUACACCGAAACAACUCGUUGAAGCCACAAAUCCAGCCCUUCUCUCCGCGCGAAAUCAGCCGCGCAAAACAGCCAACAGCCAAGGGAAAACCAGCAGCAUUGUGGGCUUUGCAGGCAAGUUUCGGGCCCGAUUUGUGCUCUGUUGGUGUCGCCGCUUUGAGAAGAAUCGAGCCUCGUCGCGUCCCCGUCAAAUUGAUCCAAACGGAUCGUUAAUCCGGCUCCACAGCCACCUCCCUCUGAUAGUAUACGGAAGCUUCAUUUGCAUCAAGAACCAGUUGUGCAGAGAGGGAGAGAGCGAGAGAGAUCGAUGGCGAGUGAUAAAGGCACGGUGUGCGUUACUGGUGGUGAUGGCUUCAUAGCUUCAUGGAUGAUCAUGAGGCUCCUUGAACGCGGUUACUCAGUCCGGACAACUGUCAUACCCGAACUGGGCAGCAGACACAUCAACUUCUUGACAAAUCUACCGGGAGCAUCAGAAAGGCUCCGAAUCUUCACCGCCGACCUUGGUGAACCCCAAAGUUUCGGCCCAGCCAUUGAAGGCUGUGUCGGAGUCUUCCUUGUCGCCACCCCAGUGGACUUUGAGGACAGAGAGCCAGAGCCAGUCGUCACCAAAAGAUCCAUCGACGGAGCGUUAGCCAUCCUGAGGGCCUGCCUGAACUCCAAGACUCUGAAGCGGGUCGUGUACACUGCGAGUGCAUCUGCUGUUCAACUCAACAACUCCAAUGCCAAUAUACUGGAUGAGGACUCAUGGAGCGACGUCAACUCCAUCAGAGAAAUCACGACAUUUGGAGCUUCAUAUGCAAUCUCGAAGACAUUGACUGAGAAGGCAGUUCUCGAGUUCGGAGAGAAGCAUGGAUUAGAAGUGGUGACAGUGGUUCUCUCAUUGGUCCAUGGACCCUUCAUUUGUCCCAAGUUUGCCGCAUCCGUCCGGACUACGCUGGCUUUGGUAUUAGGGAAUGAGAAUGAGUACAAUGUUCUUCUCAAAGUAUCUCUCGUGCAUGUGGACGAUGUGGCGAGAGCACACAUCUUCCUCUUCGAGCACCCCGACGCCAAGGGGCGGUACAUAUGUUCCUCGGCCACAAUGACCAUCGAAGAGAUGUCCAAGUUUCUCUCGGAAAGAUACCCGGAGUUUCAGAUACCCUCACCGGAGUCCUUGAAGGAAGUGAAAGGCCCCAGGCUCGCCAGCCUUUCGUCGAGGAAGCUGUUGAACGCCGGUUUCGAGUAUAAGUACGGAGUCGAGGACAUGUUCGACGGAGCCAUCCAGUGCUGCAAAGAAAAGGGCUUUCUCUAGAUCAAUCUCUAUUCCAUGCAUAUGAUAGAACUUAGUACCUCAAGCCGAACAUUGUAAUGUUCAAAGUAAUAAGCUGGCGUCAUGCCAUACAGUAUGAACUAUUUCUAUUCUGAUCUGUCUUAGGUUCAUAUCAUAUAGUCCUCCAAGAAAAAUGCAGACGAAAACAGAGAAACAUGUCAGGGAAAAGCGUAUCAUGUAUCUAGCACGGCUCAUGAGAACCAAUUUGUCCGAUGGCUUUGUGCAAGAUGUCAAACCACGCGAAUAAUCUUGGUACUGCUUGUUUCUGUCAUUUUGCAUUUG
Molecule: messenger RNA, 1768 nt
Organism: Eucalyptus grandis
Lineage: Eukaryota; Viridiplantae; Streptophyta; Magnoliopsida; Myrtales; Myrtaceae
Product: vestitone reductase
Exons: 5
Coding region: 488-1468 (326 amino acids)
Molecular function (GO): oxidoreductase activity, acting on the CH-OH group of donors, NAD or NADP as acceptor
Source: RefSeq, a predicted model, not a curated record